UUCAAUACUUAAACCCCCCACACUCCACCAAUCACCACACACACACACGCUCACUUUCUCACACCCAAAAAUCACUGAUUUUUUUCUUCUUACAAACACCACCAUGCCCAGUGGUGAUUCAACUCCACCCUACCAUCCCACCACCAAACCCUCCAAACCAAACACUCACUGCAAAAAAACAAACCUCUAUUCCCUCGUCGCACUCCUCUGCAUUUUCUCAUACACCUUCGGUGCGUACCAGCAAAACUCCAAAACCACACCACCCACAACAACACUUUCAACAAAACCAUGUUUCCAUAGCGUUCCCUCCACCUCUCACCUAGAUUUCUCCUCUCACCACAACGCCACUGCCGCCUCCCUCCCUCUUCCCACUUCCACAUUUCGCUACCCUCCCUGCGACGUGUCGCUCAGCGAGUACACCCCAUGCGAGGACCACGACCGCUCCCUCCGCUACUCUCGCCACAAGAUGGUGUACCGCGAGCGCCACUGUCCGUCGAAGACCGAAACUCUCAAGUGCCGCGUCCCCGCGCCGCACGGCUAUCGUAACCCCUUCCCGUGGCCGGCCAGCCGCGACGUCGCGUGGUACGCCAACGUGCCGCACCGCGAACUCACCGUCGAGAAGGCCGUGCAGAACUGGAUCCGCUACAACGGCGACCGCUUCCACUUCCCCGGCGGCGGCACCAUGUUCCCCGACGGUGCUGACAAGUACAUUGACGACAUUGGGAAGUUAGUUAACCUCCGCGACGGUACGGUGAGGACCGCCGUCGAUACUGGCUGUGGGGUUGCUAGUUGGGGAGCCUAUCUCCUUUCACGUGACAUCAUAACAGUGUCAGUUGCACCAAGGGACACCCAUGAAGCACAAGUUCAGUUUGCUCUUGAAAGAGGGGUUCCUGCAUUAAUUGGAGUACUAGCCUCAAAGAGGUUGCCUUUUCCUUCCAGAGCCUUUGACAUGGCACAUUGUUCACGAUGCCUCAUUCCAUGGGCUGAAUACGAUGGGCUUUAUCUAAAUGAAAUUGAUCGAAUUCUAAGACCCGGUGGGUAUUGGAUUCUAUCUGGGCCACCAAUUCGUUGGAAGAAAUAUUGGAGAGGAUGGGAAAGAACAAAAGAGGAUUUGAAUGAAGAGCAGACCAAAAUUGAGAAUGUCGCUAAAAGCCUGUGCUGGAACAAGCUAGUGGAGAAGGAUGAUAUAGCCAUCUGGCAGAAAGCCAAAAACCAUUUGGAAUGCAAAGCGAACCACGAGCUCACUCAUCACCGACGUUUCUGCAAGGCACAGGAUAACCCUGACAAGGCCUGGUACACUGAUAUGCAAACAUGUUUGAGUCCUCUGCCUGAUGUAUCCAGCAAAGAAGAAACUGCAGGUGGGGCAUUGAAAAACUGGCCUGACAGACUAAAAGCCACCCCACCAAGGAUUUCUAAGGGUACCAUAAAGGGUGUUACCCCCGAAAUUUUCUCAAAUGAUAACAAGCUGUGGAAGAAAAGGGUAUCAUAUUAUAAGAAUGUUAAUAAUCAGCUAGAAAAAGCUGGGAGGUAUCGCAACCUUUUAGACAUGAAUGCUUACUUGGGUGGAUUUGCUGCUGCUCUGAUAGAUUCCCCUGUCUGGGUCAUGAAUGUGGUUCCUGUUCAGGCCAAGGUUGAUACACUUGGUGCAAUAUAUGAAAGGGGGUUGAUUGGAACAUACCAUAAUUGGUGUGAAGCAAUGUCUACUUAUCCCAGAACUUAUGACUUAAUUCAUGCUGAUUCGGUGUUCAGCCUCUACAGUCAUAGAUGUGAAUUGGAAGACAUAUUGCUGGAGAUGGAUAGGAUUCUUAGACCAGAGGGAAGUGUAAUAAUUCGAGAUGAUGUUGAUAUAUUGGUAAAGGUAAAGAGUAUAGUGAAUGGCAUGGAUUGGAACAGUCAAAUUGUGGACCAUGAAGAUGGCCCUCUUGAAAGAGAGAAACUUUUAUUUGCUGUCAAAAACUAUUGGACAUCUCCACUUCAUCCCCACAAGAAUAGUUAAAUACAUAAUUUUAGCCAUUUAGAUGCCCCUUUUACCAGUUUAUGUCCUUUGUUGUUACUUUAGUUUUUUCUUUUUUUGUAAGUUUUUUAUUGUUAUUCUUUUUGUAAUUUUUAUUUUUUUCUUUUCUUUUGGGGCUCGAGCUGCAUAUUUUGAUAUCUAGUUGAUUGAAAAAUCACUUUUUAACUUCUCACAA
Vigna unguiculata (cowpea) is the source of this 2189-nucleotide messenger RNA. RefSeq names its product putative methyltransferase PMT16. Lineage: Eukaryota; Viridiplantae; Streptophyta; Magnoliopsida; Fabales; Fabaceae. The record is from RefSeq and is a predicted model, not a curated record. Gene Ontology annotation, molecular function: methyltransferase activity. Gene Ontology annotation, cellular component: trans-Golgi network; endosome; cytoplasm.